Molecule: messenger RNA, 1293 nt
Organism: Fragaria vesca subsp. vesca
Lineage: Eukaryota; Viridiplantae; Streptophyta; Magnoliopsida; Rosales; Rosaceae
Product: isoflavone 2'-hydroxylase-like
Exons: 3
Coding region: 52-1293 (413 amino acids)
Molecular function (GO): heme binding; monooxygenase activity; oxidoreductase activity, acting on paired donors, with incorporation or reduction of molecular oxygen
Source: RefSeq, a predicted model, not a curated record
AGAAAUGGCAAGAUCAUUGAACUCUGUGUUGAAGACUUGAAGUGAUCAAAAAUGGGAGAUCCCUUAUUCUACAGUUUAGCUCUCAUCGUCUUUUCUCUGCUUCUCAUCAACCUUUUCAUAACCAAUAGAUCACGUAAGUAUAAGAAUCUACCCCCAAGCCCACCUUGCCUUCCUGUCAUCGGUCACCUUCAUCUUCUCAGACAACCGAUCCACCGAACCCUCCAAUCUCUCUCCGCUAAAUACGGCAAAAUCCAACUACUCCGAUGGGGUUCUCGGCGAGUUGUCUUGAUCUCCACGCCGUUGAUCGUUGAAGAGUGUUUCACUAAGCACGAUAUCGCCUUCUCCAACCGCCCGUUCUUGCUCGCCGGAAAACACUUCCACUACAACUACACAACCGUUGCCGUAGCUCCCUACGGCGACUUAUGGCGCAACCUCCGCCGCAUUAUGUCCCUCGAGAUCUUCUCCUCGUCACGCAUGGCUCUGUUUUCAAGUAUCACACGACAAGAAGUCCGGUUGUUACGCGAUCAAAUCUCCAGGAGUUGCAGUUCGGGUAUGACAAAGGUUGAGCUUAAGUCCAAGUGUAUCAAUCUUCCGUUUAAUGUGAUGACGAUGAUGAUCGUGGGGAAGCGGUAUUACGGAGAAGAUGUAGGAGAAGCUGAGGAAGCAAAGAAUUUUCGAGAAGCUAUUAGGGAUGCAAUGGAGUUAAACUCAUCAGCAAAUUUGGGGGACUUUUUGCCAUUUUUACAGUGGGGUGACGUAUCAGGGUUGGAGAAGAAGAUGGUGAGGGUGAUGGCUAAGAUGGACAGUUUCUUGCAGGCUAUGGUUUCGGAUCGUCGUGAAACUAUGUCAUCGAAUUGUGAUCAAAACAAGGGUGGAGGAGAGGUCAGGAAGUUGCUGAUUGAUAACUUAUUGUUGCUUCAGCUAACAGAACCCGAGCUCUACACUGAUGAGAUAAUCAAAGGCAUCAUUCUGGCGUUGUUGGCGGCCGGCACUGAGACUGAUUCAACGACAUUAGAAUGGGCCAUGUCACUAUUGCUGAACCAUCCAGAUCAGUUGGAUCAAGUCAGAGCUGAGAUUGACAUCAAGAUCGGACAAGGGCGUCUGUUGGAUGAGCAAGACUUGCCAAAUCUGAAUCACUUACAAAAUGUGAUCAAUGAGACACUGCGUUUGUACCCUCCUGUUCCACUGUUAGGGAUUCGGUUUUUGGUUGACUUGACGAGACAACAGAUCAGCACCAUCGGCAUAUCAGCGUGCGGCACAAGGGGGAAUGUUCUCGGAUCUGUAUCUUUCUAG